Messenger RNA from Talpa occidentalis (Iberian mole), 432 nucleotides. RefSeq names its product afamin-like. Gene Ontology annotation, cellular component: cytoplasm; blood microparticle. Gene Ontology annotation, molecular function: vitamin E binding; zinc ion binding; fatty acid binding. The record is from RefSeq and is a predicted model, not a curated record. Gene Ontology annotation, biological process: protein transport within extracellular region; vitamin transport. Bases 1 to 432 code for a protein of 143 amino acids. The transcript has 4 exons. NCBI's taxonomy places the organism in Eukaryota, Metazoa, Chordata, Mammalia, Eulipotyphla, Talpidae.
AUGAAAGAGGAUAGCAUCGUGAAUGUUUUUGGGGAGUUACAAGAGGAUUUCAUUAUCAACCAGAAAUUUAUAGAGGAGAAUGUUGAAUAUAUCACCAUCCUCAAUUUUGCUCAAUAUAUUCAGGAAAUAUCAUUUGAAGAAGUGAAAAUGCUAGUUAAAAACAUGAUACAAUUCAGAGAUAAAUAUUUGACUGACAAGACACUUCCAAUGUGUUCAAAAAUUGCUGAUGAAAUUUUACUGGAAGAUACAUGUGCUAUGCAGGAGCAAGCACAAGAGUAUAAUUUUAUGCACUAUUGCAAUAGGGCUGACUUUGAACGAGGACUCUGCUUCUUUCAUAAUAAGAAAAAGGAUGCAGAACUACUUCCUCCUCUCCCUACUUUGGGUUCUGAAGAGAAAUGCCAGACUUGUAAAAAUACAGAGAAUCUUUUCUAA